Molecule: messenger RNA, 2281 nt
Organism: Juglans microcarpa x Juglans regia
Lineage: Eukaryota; Viridiplantae; Streptophyta; Magnoliopsida; Fagales; Juglandaceae
Product: pentatricopeptide repeat-containing protein At2g01510, mitochondrial-like
Exons: 1
Coding region: 257-2257 (666 amino acids)
Biological process (GO): RNA modification
Molecular function (GO): RNA binding; zinc ion binding; protein binding
Source: RefSeq, a predicted model, not a curated record
GGGAUGACGAGUCCAAAGCAAAAGAUUGGUUGGCAUUGCCAGCCAUAGAUGCUGCUGCUGUGUCGAAAGCUUUUGUCAUUUUCUUUAAUCGUUUGCACGCUCGAAAUCGAAACGGCGAUUCGGGAGUGUUAACUGCGUGUAAUGCCAUCAAUAUGCUAUUCAUGUGCCCACGCCUUUCUCUAAUGUCCUCCUCCGCCUUCAUCUUCAGAUAAGCAACGAAAAGUCAAAACAAUAUCACACACACCGAGAGCUGAAAAUGUACGUCUUUCCGUCCGCACACACCCAGUUUCAGCGUUGUUAUUUCAUGUACCAGAAGCACCCACUCAACGUUACCCAAUGCCAGCAUUCCCGUAAUAUUUGUAACAACCCCAAAGUGGCCGAUGAAUUUCCGUUGGACCACCGGGUGUUCGAUGAAAUGCCUGUUUCAGACAAAGACACGUUUACUUGGAACAGUAUUAUCCAAACUCACCUUGCUAGUGGAGAUCUCGACCUUGUUAUUUCAACAUACCGACAAAUGCUGCUUCGGGGUACUGUUCGUCCUGACAGGCGCACUCUCCCUCGUGUCUUGACUGCUUCUCGCCGUCGUGGUGAUAUAUUUAUCGGCAAACAGCUUCAUGGGCACGCUUUCAAGCUUGGGUUCUCUUCCGACCACUAUGUGGUCAGUGCUUUGAUCCAAAUGUAUGGCUUUCUUGAUAGCGUUGAUACUGCCAGGUGGCUUUUUGACAAGUCCCCACAUAGGAAUUCUGUUUCUUGGACUGUACUAGCCAGGUUGUACAUCAUGGAAAACAAACCUGGUUUGGCGAUUGAUAUGUUUAAUCAAAUGGUUGAGUCAGGGGCUGAGAUAGAUUCAGUGGCAUUGGCAACCGCAGUUGGUGCCUGUGGCAUGUUACAAUCGCUGCAACAAGGCAGGAAGCUCCACCAGAUUGCUAGGAAUUGUGGAUUUGAGUUUAAUAUGGUGGUCAGCAAUGCCCUCUUGAAAAUGUAUAUCGAUUGUGGAAGUCUGAAAGCUGCUCAGGAAAUUUUUGAUCAAAUGCCAUCAAAAGAUGUCAUUUCAUGGACAGCAAUUAUUAAUGGGUGUGUAAAGAAGGGAGGAUUCAAUGACGGUCUUAAGUUGUUUCAGCAGAUGAUUAUGGAUGGUUUUAAACCUGAUCCUUUCACAUUUUCUAGCAUUCUUCCAGCCUGUGCAAGGAUGACUGCACACAAGCAUGGCAGAGAAAUUCAUGGCUACCUGCUUAGAAACGGUAUUGACUUGAAUCUCGUGGUCCAGAAUGCUGUUAUGGAUAUGUAUGUGAAAUCAGGAUUCAUUGAAUAUGCUUCAAGGAUUUUCAGAGGGAUGAAGUGUAAAGAUGUGGUUUCAUGGACUGUGAUGAUAUUGGGAUAUAGUUUACAUGGACAAGGGCAACGCGGAGUUCAUUUGUUCCGCAUGAUAGAGACUAACUCGAGCACACAAACAGAUGAAGUCACAUAUGCUGCCGUCCUCCAUGCUUGUCGCACUGCAUGCAUGGUUGAACAAGGAAAGUUUUACUUCAGUUGCAUUAAGGCUUCUAAAGCCAAAACCUCUUCUUUAAUGGUUGCUCUUCUAGCUCGUGCCGGACUCUUUGAUGAGGCAAGGGUCUUUAUUGAGGAACAUAAGCUUGAAAGGCAUGCCGAAGUGCUGAGAGCACUGCUAGAUGGAUUGAGAAAUCACCAACAACCAGUACCGGGUAAACGUGUCAUCGAGCAACUCUGCGAGUUGGAACCUCUUAAUGCAGACAACUAUGUGUUGCUCUCUAACUGGUAUGCUAACAGCGCAAGAUGGGACAUGGUUGAUAAGUUGAGGCAAACAAUAAGAGACAUGGGUUUGAAGCCGAAGAAAGCUUAUAGUUGGAUAGAGUUCCAAAAUAAAGUUCACGCCUUUGGGACGGGGGAUGUAUCCCACCCAAGAUCAGAGAGAAUAUUUUCGGAAUUACAGCGUUUAGUAAAGAAAAUGGAAGAUGAAGGAUAUCAACCUAAUCCAGAUUUUAGCUUCCAUGAUGUGGAGGAAGAACGGGAGUGCAUUCAAAUUGGGCAUAGUGAAAUGUUGGCAGUAUCUUUUGGGCUCAUCAGCACACAACCCGGUAUAACAAUUCGUGUAAGUAAAAACCUCCGUGUGUGUCGCAAUUGCCAUGAUUCUGCAAAGAUGAUAUCCAAGAUAGUAGGACGAGAAAUCAUACUCAAGGACCCAAAUUGUUUCCACCAUUUUAGGGAAGGAUUUUGUUCGUGUGGAGAUUUUUGGUGACAUGUUAUAUAUAUAUAUAUAUAU